AUGUGGAGCCCAAAGCCCCUCCUCGUCAUCUCGCUCAGCAUCUCGGUCUUGUCACCAUGCACGGCGGCCACCGGCGGCAAGCCCCUGGUCUCGGCCGUCACCAAGGACGCGGCCACCUCCCUCUACACGGCUCCCCUUAAGGACGGCCGCCCGCUCGUGCUCGACCUCUCCGGCCUGGUCAUCUCGCUGACGACGUGCGCCUCCAGGUACGGGACGGUCACGACGCUCUCCGCGAACGCCACGAACGGCGCGAACCCGCUGUUCCCGGUCUCCUUCUCCGCCGUGGCCUCCUGCGCGCCGCGGCAGCCGAACCUGCCGGCGGGCGCCGUCGGCGUCGCGGGGCUCGCGCCCUCGACCCAGUCGUUCCUCGCGCAAGUCGCGCGCACGCAGAGCGUCGCCAACAAGCUGGCGCUCUGCCUCCCGAGCGACGGCAAGACGACCAGCGGCAACAGCGUCGGCGUGAUUAUCUACGGCGGGGGUCCCUUGAUCUUCCCGGACCGGGGCGACUUCACGACGAUGCUGGCCGGCACGGCUCCGCUCCACGGGUACAAGGGAUCCCCCGGGUACUUCGUCUCCGCCACCGACAUCGCCGUGGAGCGAAACCAAGUCGGCAAGCCAGGGCCGCUCGUCGUCGGGCUGAGCUCGACGACCCCGUACACAGCGCUCCGCCCCGACGUGUACGCCCCGUUCCUGAAAGCGUUCGACCAGGCCGCGUCCGGGCCCAACUUCCCGUGGAUGACGAGGGUCCCCUCCGUCGCGCCGUUCGAGCUGUGCUACGACGCGAAGAAGCUGCCGCCGACGAGGCUCGGCGUCGCCGUGCCGCAGAUAGACCUGACCCUCGAGGGCGGGAGCAACUUCACGGUGUUCGGUGGCAACUCCAUGGUCCUGGUGAACGCCAACACAGCCUGCCUCGGGUUCGUCAAGGCGGCCGGCCAGGCGCCGGAGGUGGUGCUCGGUGGGUUCCAGAUGGAGAACCGCCUGCUGGUGCUCGACGCGGAGAACGGGCAGCUCGGCUUCACCUUGUUCCUCAACGCGGUUGGGCUUUCCUGCAGCAACUUCAAUUUCACUCUUGCCGCCUAG
This is a messenger RNA of Setaria italica (foxtail millet), 1080 nucleotides long. Its product is annotated as basic 7S globulin. NCBI's taxonomy places the organism in Eukaryota, Viridiplantae, Streptophyta, Magnoliopsida, Poales, Poaceae. The record is from RefSeq and is a predicted model, not a curated record. Gene Ontology annotation, molecular function: aspartic-type endopeptidase activity. Gene Ontology annotation, biological process: proteolysis. The transcript has a single exon. The coding region runs from base 1 to 1080 and encodes 359 amino acids.